UCGCUGCUUUCGCGUUCGUUCGUUUUGGGUCAGUUGGAACGUUGUCGUCGGUCGUCGUUUGUCGUCGCAGAAUUUGAGAGUCGCUGUCGCGUCAGCUGAAUCGCUGGGUUUGGAAUUCUGUCGCCAGAUUGGGGCGUGUACGGCCGCGCGCGAUCAUCAUGGCGUUCUUCUUCAACUUUGUGGCCAUCUGUACGAUUUUGUACUUCCUGGUUCAGUUUAUUCUGUGGUUCGUGCUGGACUCAGACAUUGAACUGUUCCUUCGGACCAAAUUGGGAAAGCCCAUUUCCUCUCUCAAAGGAAAGGUAGUAUGGAUUACGGGGGCCUCCAGUGGAAUCGGUCGUGAGUUGGCACUCGCCCUGGCCAAAAACGGCGUUCGACUGUGCUUAUCGGCGCGCAACAUUUCGGAGCUGCUCAAGGUUAAGCAAGACUGCAUCACCCAGUCCAAUGGAGCUCUCGGCCCGAACGACGUGUACGUGCUCCAGAUGGACAUGCUGGACAUCAACCACCACAACGACUACUUCAACAUGGUCAUAGAUCACUUCAAGUCGCUGGACAUCCUGGUCAACAACGCCGGACGAUCGCAGCGGGCAGCCUGGAACGCGAUCAACGUCAAGGUCGAUCGUGAACUGUUCGAGCUGGACGUUUUUGCCGUCGUUCAUCUGUCCCGGAUUGCGCUCAACUUUUUCGUCCGAAAUUCGAUCAAGGGCCACCUGGCGGUCACGAGCAGUACUGCGGGGUUGAUUGGGGCUCCCAACUCGGCGAGUUACACCGGAGCGAAACACGCGCUGCACGGCUACUUCGAAACUCUUCGCAACGAACCUUUCGAGUGCAACGUUACGAUCUUCUGCCCAGGACCAACGGCCACCAACUUCUUGCAGGAAUGCUUCACCGACACUCCGGGAGCUAAAUACAACCAAUCCGUCCAGCCGGAGGACAAACGCAUGACCAGCGCGCGGUGCGGCUAUCUGUACGCGGUGGCCCUGGCCAACAAGACCCACCUCAGCUGGGUCGGCAACUUUCCGAUCAACGCGAUCUGCUACAUCGGCUGUUACUACCCGAACGUGAAGAAGCUUGCGCUGAAAAUUGUUGGCAUGAGGCGUCUCAACCAGGUGCGAGAUAGUCGAUGAUCGCGCUGUUCCACAACUUUCAACUUCACCAACACUC
Molecule: messenger RNA, 1164 nt
Organism: Culex pipiens pallens (northern house mosquito)
Lineage: Eukaryota; Metazoa; Arthropoda; Insecta; Diptera; Culicidae
Product: dehydrogenase/reductase SDR family member 7-like
Exons: 6
Coding region: 159-1127 (322 amino acids)
Molecular function (GO): oxidoreductase activity
Source: RefSeq, a predicted model, not a curated record